AUGGGCGUCGGGGGUGCGUCGGCGUUGGGUGCGCUGGAGCUGAGGGAGCUCUCGCUCAAGUGGUGCCUUGGGGUCUCGGAUCUGGGGAUCCAGCUCCUGGCCCUCAAGUGCCGGAAGCUCACCAGACUGGAUCUCUCCUACACCAUGAUCACAAAGGAUAGUUUUCCUGCCAUCAUGAAGCUACCCAAUCUUCAACAGUUGACACUGGUGGGGUGUAUUGGAAUUGAUGAUGAUGCUCUUGGUAGUCUUGACAAAGAAUGCAGUAAAUCACUACAGGUGCUUGAUAUGUCUCAGUGUCAGAAUAUCACUUACGUGGGAGUUUCAUCCAUGCUGAAGUCGGUACCUAAUCUAUUGGAACUGGAUCUUUCAUACUGCUGUCCUGUUACUCCUUCUAUGGUGAGAAGCUUACAAAAGAUUCCUAAACUGCGGACCCUGAAGCUGGAAGGCUGCAAAUUCAUGACUGAUGGACUAAAAGCUAUUGGAACCUCUUGUGUUUCUUUAAGGGAGUUAAGCUUGAGCAAGUGCUCUGGAGUGACGGAUACAGAACUCAAUGUUUUGAAUCUGCUAUUUUUCUUUCUAUUGCAUAUAGGGAGCAACAGAUGA
Messenger RNA from Miscanthus lutarioriparius, 603 nucleotides. Lineage: Eukaryota; Viridiplantae; Streptophyta; Magnoliopsida; Poales; Poaceae. The record is from the annotation of a GenBank genome assembly.